Cyanidioschyzon merolae strain 10D is the source of this 1122-nucleotide messenger RNA. RefSeq lists its product as hypothetical. The coding region runs from base 1 to 1122 and encodes 373 amino acids. The transcript has a single exon. Gene Ontology annotation, cellular component: Cdc73/Paf1 complex. The record is from RefSeq and is a predicted model, not a curated record. Gene Ontology annotation, molecular function: protein binding. Lineage: Eukaryota; Rhodophyta; Bangiophyceae; Cyanidiales; Cyanidiaceae.
AUGCCCGUCAUCUCGCUGGGACGCAUCGAAGACGCGCAUGAAAAAGGUGUCUGGGCGAUAACGAAGCUUGGUAACGGUAGGUUUUUGUCCGGAGGACUUGACGGGGCGUUGAAGCUCUGGCAGUUAGGGGCGCAGGAGCGAGGUCCGGUGGACGCUGCGCCCGCUGCCUCAGCACAGGAAGGCGACACCGCUACCAGUACGUCCGCUGGAGAUGAGGUAGCUGAGUUGGUUGCACACUGGCCUCAAGCGCAUCAUUUGGCAGUCACGAGCCUUGAUUCAGUGCCGGCACAAAAUCUAGCAGUUUCCACCGGAUUCGACGGCCGCAUCCGAGUGUGGAAGCUCGACGCUACGACUCCAGAGCAGGCAGCGCUCAGCGAGCACCAACUGAACCCGCUGGAGGCGUUCCAGGUAGCCGUAUCCGCGGGUGCAGACUCUGUGGCGAUAGGCGGGGACGUGUUCGCGGGAGCUUCUCAGCCGCAACGCAUAUGUCUUGCCGCUCUCUAUAGACUGCCUCUGCUCGAGAAAGCGCAUAGUCUAGAAGUUGAACGCGACGCUCGUCUCGAGCAGUAUCGCUUCACGACCUGCGUGCGCUUUGCCGCAUCCGCGGCUACAACCGCACCAGCGAACAUGCUACUUUGUGGAGGUAACAAUGGCACGCUUGUGGCUGUGGACAUCAACACGGAAGCAUGGGACUGUGUGACGCUUGCGUCUGAUCAUCAAAGCGGCGCAAGCGUUUCAGAAAUCAAGUCAAGUGGAUUACCUGUUCGGGCGCUUGCGCAAACCAAGAAAGAGCCAUCGAUCGUAUUUUGUGCUAGCGAAGACGAAUGCAUCCAUGUCGUGGAUUGGCGUAUGUGCGAAGAGGCGAGCAUCUUUGCGACGGCCGGCUCGGGGCCGCUCUUCGCGGUAACAGUCACCGAGGAGGAGCCGGUGUUAGUCUUUGCAGCGGGUGCUGAUGGGCAAGUUCGAGCCUACGAUCGGCGCAGUGGAGAAUGCGUCUACACGCAAAAUGCUGAGACGCGCAAAGCGAUAUGGUCGCUGGAAUCGAUCGACCGCGAGGGUCUCGGUGCUCCGCGUAUCGUGCUUGGUGGUGAUGACGGAUACCUUGAGGUUUUGAAGGCCUGA